AUCAUCCUAAGGAGGAAAAAUAAUUAAGUUCAUUGGGGGGUGGGGAGCACGCACAAGUGUGUAUAUAACAGAUCUUUGCCAAAACUGAAGGAGGAAACACCAUUUAGUGUUUCAUGCAAUCAGGACAGUCAGGUAUGAAUCCUAUCAAAUCAGUUUAAAUGGAUUUUGACCCUAUCUCUUAAAAGCCAAGUGGUUCUUACCCCUUCACUAUGGGAAAGUGACUCUCCUGGUUCUUCUUCUUCCCACUCCUCAUCACUAUCUAUCUCGUAGUCCAACAGCUUCUAAAAGAAGAAAUGAACCAAUGUCAAUGAGCCAAGUUCUCCUCUUCAAUGGAUAUUUUAGAAAACCAAUAUUUUGUUUAGUAACUAAUAUUACUUAUUAUAUGUUAUUGUAAGAAUUAAAAUUAGGACUCUGGUAAUCCUCUCUUAGGAUUACACAUGGGAUAUUGUCCUACCUGGGUCCCUGCUUUCCUGGAAUUGUCACGUCACCUAGGCUGGUCACUUAGUUAUGUAACCUAGGUUACAUGACUAAAUUCAAACUAGUUGUGGAAAGAGAGUUUAAAAAGAUUUGAAGGAAAAAUACUGAAUUAGAGGAGAAAUUAAGGAAGGAAAUAGCUGGAUUAGAAGAACGAGUAAAGCAAAGAGCUAUAAGACUGACAGGCCAUAGCUCCUUUAAAAGAGUCUAAGAGGCAACCAAUCACAUGCUCUUUUUGUGGGAAGGAAGGUCAGGUAGCUAAGAUUGUAGAAUGAGGAACCAAGAAAAUAGAGACAGAAGAGACUGGAGAAAUAACAAUAAGAACUUGAGUACAUGGAAUCAGUAUUAAUGUUUAUUUUGAAGGACACAUUUACAAUUCCUAUUAGUCCUAAUACCCCAAAGCUUUAGACUAUGGAAACCUGCCAUUGACUGUUAAGUAUUAUGGAACUUUAACUAAAUUUGUGUCUGAUUUCAAAAGAAGGGAUUACUAAGGAGCUAAGAAGUGCUAAGAAGCACAAGGUCAAGGAGAUCAACAAACCCUCUGGGACUGAUGAGGAUCUGUACCAAGACAGAGGACUUGCUUUGAGGUUCAAGGAAGUAAGUGGCUGUUUGACAAAUACAGAUGUUGGACUUCCCCACGCCAGGUUUCUAUAAGUAUGUUGGCUUUCAUUUUGGCUGCCCUCUCCCUGAGAUUGAAGACAAAAUCAGACCAGGGAAUCAUAUUUCCCUUUUACCUCAUAUUUUUAUCCCCUUUUUCUUUUAUAGCAUGGCAAUUUUCUAUAGUCCUGGCUGCUGAUGGGUAAGUGCAACGUUACUACAAUUGUCCUGCAUGCUUGUAGGACAUAAGCCACUUUAAUUGGGCCUUGAUGGUGAUUCAAGGAACUGUUAUGGUUUUAUUUUUACUCACAAUUUAUAUACAUAAGAUUUUGAUAUAAGUAUUUUUCAAGAAUUUAAAUUUUUUUCUCUUCUAUUUGAUUUUUCAUUUUCUUUUGAGAAUUGAUUCAUAUACCUCAUAGCUCAGCCAUGUAUCCCAGGGCGACUCUAGUGUUGGUCAACACCCUCCUAAAGGGGGAUUGUAUAAUUAUCCUAAAAUCCAAAGUUUAAGAUCUUUUAUUAUUUUAUUUUUUUAAAUCCUUACCUUCCACCUUAUAAUCAAUACUGUGUAUUGGUUCCAAGGCAAAAGAGUGGUAAGGGCUAGGCAAUGGGGGUUAAGUGACUUGCCCAGGUUCACACAGCUGGGAAGUAUCUGAGGCCAGAUUUGAACCCAGGACUUCCCAUAUCUAAGCGUGGAUCUCAAUCUACUGAACCACUAACUGCCCCCUGCCAUUGACUGUUGAGCAAGUCAUUUAAACUCUCUUGGAGUUUGACUAGAUGACCUCAAAGCUUUCUUCCAGCUCUAAAUCUUUGAUCCUGUGAAAUGGGAAACCAUGAAAUCUUCUUGAGCAGAAAAGGGAUGCUGUUAGAUCUCUGCUUUAGGAAGAUGACUUUGGUGACCAACACAGGGUGGAUUAUUUCAUUGUGUUGUGUCUGUGGUGUUGUAUCCCAUUUAAGGUUUCAUUUGGCUGCUAUGCGAGGGGCAUCGGCCUGCCUGGAGGUGAUGCUGGCCCAUGGUGCCAAUGUCAUGAGCACUGAUGGCUCAGGUAUCCUGUGUGGUAGACACUGUGGACAGCAGUGGUUGGACAGCACUCCAUCAUGCAGGUGGGUACCAAAUCCUGGCUUCCCUUCCCUCCUCUUAGGAACCAGGUCCUAGUCUGAUAGGGUGACUAAGUCCCAUUGCAUUCUUCCAGGUGGGAGCUCCUUGUCUAGGACCCCUCCCCUCCCACUAAGCAAGUGUCAUGCUUCAAUCUUAUACCACAAUACAGAAAUUCCUUCCAUAUUGAUACCCCUCAAUCGGGAAAAUCUGAGUUAAAUUUUUUUGUCCUCCCUUAGUACUAGUGAAGAAGUCAGAAUUAUUUUUUUCUUUUAUGGGGUACCUUCCUGUAAAAUUUAAGUAUUUAUUUGAUCAUAGCCUAUAUGUAGGUCAAUGUUAAAAUAAAAAUGUGCAUGAAAAAGAAACAAAUAUAGAAAUGUAAAUGAAACAAAUUUGAGGAGAAUAAUACUGAGCAUAAUACUGAGCAUACUACAUGUAUAACAAAAUAAAUUUUAAAAAAUAACUUUUGAAAUUUCCCUAAUGGUACUGGCCAUUAGUCUAUGGUACCAUCUCUGCAAACUAAUUUUUUAUUUAUUUUAAUCUUAAAAAGGGAAUUGUAUAUAUUUGUGGUAUGAAAAGAUAAAAUAUGUUAUUAUAUAGUACUAUACACAUAUUUUAUGCAUUUCUGAGUUUCUCAACCUUUUCUGCACUGUCUGCUGGCCUUCUUGUGUUAUUUGUGGCUUCUGCAAAACUCCCCAAAAAAUUCCCAUUUAAUUUCUUAUGCUGACUCAGGAUAUAGUGAAAAGUCAGACAUAUGUAAAUCUUGAAAUUUCUUAGACUUGUGAAUGUUAAAAAUUUCCACAUUGAGGAAUCCGCCAUUGGAACAAAUUCCCUACUGGAAACAUUCCCCAUUUUGAUGUGAGAACUUGCCAGGAUCAGAAAUGGGAGGACCUCUACUCCACCUGUACUUAAGACUGCUUUAGGGGAGAAAACUCCUUGCUAAACAAUGAAAGUACUUGGACCCAUGCUUAUAAUAAGGCAAGGAGUUCUUUGAGCCAUGCCUGUUUUUUAGAAUUGAUACAAUGGGAUGCUAGGUACCUAAAAGGGUCGGGCAAGUUUUCUCUUAAUGAGAUUAGUCGACUCAGCUGUGUUUUCUCUGGUUCAGACUUACUGAGGGGAUUAGUCGACAUAGCAGCAUUUUCUCUGGUUCAGACUUACCGAGGAGGUUAGUCAACUUAGCAGGAAUUCAGAUGGGCUGUCUUUUAGAAAACAUCUACGGUGAUUGGUAGAUGGAAGAACUUAGGGGAGGUGACAUAGGAAAAAACCUCCUAUAUAAGUAAAGGAAUCUCUUGAGCAAGGAAUCCUUGGAGGCUUGGAGAUAGGAUCCUUGGGUCCUUAGAGAUAGAUCCUUUUGGAGGAGGCCCUUUGAAGAUCUCUUGAGAAGAAGUCCCUUGGGAGGCUGACUCUGGCUGGAACUCCCUCUGGGGAGACUCUGUUCCCCAGACAUCCUUGCUUAAGACAAAUCUUGUGGUGAGUGAUAACUGACUGGUUUCUCUCUUAAGGCUUAGGCCUGGGUUGGCCAGGCCUGCCCUGGGCCAACCUAUUCUUUUCUCAUUAAUACCUUUUCUCUCUCCUUCUCCUUUUCUUUAAUUCUCAAUUGUAUUAUUAAUUAAAUUCUCUAUAAAACCCAGUUGACUUGGGCAUAUUCAUAAUUUGGGAAUAUAUUCCCUGGCGACCACCUUAUAUUUGAUUUAAAAAACCAAGACACCGUAGUGAAACAUUUUCUGUGGUCAAAUUUACUCACCCUCUCUUAUAUCUAUCACAAUUUAUAUCUUCCAUAAUUUUAACUCACUACAGUUUAUGUCUCUAACUAUUUUAAAUGUUACAGUUUCCUCUACUUUAGACCUUACUGAUUCCUCCAAACCAAACACCUCUGUAUCCUUUCACAAUUCUUCCUUGGCUGCUCCUCCUCAUCCUACACAAUCCACUUUAAGUUCACAUUCCAACCUAAAUUCACACCCUACCUCUGAAUUUUCUGGCACCAUGGGACAACAACAAACCCUUCCUUUGAAUGUGCCCAACUCUUCUAUUUCUCAGACUUACCCAAUUGAAAAUGGAGCAAGAAGCCUAGAAACAGGAGUACCAAAUAACUUAGAUAGCUUAUUUCCUUUAAGGGAAGUACUCACUUUUAAUAAGAAUGGAAACUUGGUAUCUGUAAGACAUCAUACACUUUUACCCCUGAGGAUUUAAAAAAAUUGAAGGAAGAUAUGCCAUCAUUUGAGGAUGAACCAAUAUUAAUUAUAAAAAAAUUAGAGAACAUAUUCAGAACUUUUGACCCCACUUGGUUGGAUGUUGAGAAUAUAUUAGAAGCAUUAUUGACAAAGAGAGAGAAAAAUAAUAUCGUCUCUCUGGCUAAUGAAAAACGAGGUAGAAGAGGACAUUAUUGGCCAACUGAAGAUCCACAUUGGAACCCCAAUGUUGAACUAGAUUACACAAAACAAAACCAGGCCAGAGAAGCAUUAUUGACAGCCAUGAGAGCUUUCUCUGAUAGACCUGAAAAAUGGUCAAAAUUUGAAAAAACCCGACAACAUAUUGAUGAAACACCCUCCCAAUUUAUGGACAGACUUAUUGACAUAGGGAAUACAUAUAUGGACCUUGAUUUGUCCAGAGAAAGAGACAUUAGACAAAUACGUAGGCAAUUUGUUAAGAAUUGUUGUUCAGUGGUAAAAGAUUACUUCAGAACUAGCUGUCCUAAUUGGGACUCUAUGGACCUCGAUGAACUAAGGAGAGUAGCAACCUAUGUUUAUAAAGGUCGUGUAAAAAGACCUGAGGAAGACGAUACAUCAGUGGAAGAUUUAAAGAAAGAAAUUGAAAUGUUAAGGAGAAAAUUGAAAAAUAAGGGAGAGACUAUAUAGCCCCUUUGCGGGAAUUCACAAAUACAUCAGUAACUUGCCACUUCUGUGAGAAGGGCCACAAAAUGAUGGAAUGUAGAACUUUUCUUAAGAUGAUUGGAAGGAAUACGCAGUUUAAUAAUAGCUUUAGAAAUAAUAACUAUAGAAAUGAUGAUAAUGGUCAUAGAAACCAGAAUUUUAGAAACUCUAGAAAUUAUAAUAAUGACUAUGGAAAUAACUAUAAUGAAUAUAGAAAUAAGAACUUUAGAAACCAAAAUUAUAGAAAUAGGAAUUGGGAAAAUAAUGACAAUGCUCCAAAUGAAGAAAAUUAUAAUGAUAAUGACCAACAACAAAAUAUGAGAAAUGCAGCUCGUCCAAAAAAUAGUCGAGGUGCCCUUCAGGGGGGUGCCCAAGGAAUAUCCCAAACACAAUGAUGGUGUCUGGGGGGGGGGAGGACUGGGGCACAGGAAUCAGAGGAUACAAUCUUUGAUUUUCUGGACCCUGAUGUCCUACUACCCGUUGUCCCUAUCCACUGCCCUCCCCAUACUAAUGAACCCCAUGUUACCUUACAGGUGGGUAACAUUUAUUAUGAUUGUCUAUUAGACACUGGAGCUACCAGGUCUGUAUUGAAGAAUGUACCAGAUUUAAAUUGUUAUUCCGUUGAUUCACAAAGUGUAGUGGGGGUAUCAGGAAUACCCCAAAGAGUUGAAAAACUUGCCCCUAGAAUGGUGUCUGUAGGACCCCUAGAGGUACAACAUUCCUUUCUUUUAAUGCCUGACUCUCUUUUAAAUUUGCUGGGGAGAGACCUUCUAUGCAAACUCAGAGCCACAAUAACUUGUUCACCAGAUGGUUCUUUAUCAUUGGAAGUACCAGAGGAAUCUUUAAAUUUACCCCCUGUACUUCUCUCCAAAAACCAGGAGGCAUAAGAGCCUUCCACUUUUGAAAUACCUAAGGAUAUACCGGAGUCUCUUUGGGCCACAUCUUCUUCCGAUGUAGGCUUACUUAAAUCUGCUGUUCCUGUGCAGAUAAAAACUAAAUCUAGCCCACCUCCUUCCAUCCCUCAGUAUCCCCUCUCAAAGGAGGCAAUUGAGGGUAUUACACCAGUUAUUAACUCAUUAAUAGAACAGGGAAUAAUAAUCCCUUGCAAAUCUGAAUACAACACGCCCAUCCUGCCAGUUAAAAAACCAAAAAGAGGGCCUGAUGGCAAGUACCUCUAUAGAUUCGUACAGGAUCUGAGGGCAGUGAAUAAUCACGUUAUAAAGAGAUACUCCAUAAUUUCUAACACAAAUACUAUUAUUUCCUCUAUUCCUAGCACAGCUACAUACUUUACAGUAGUAGACUUGUGUUCAGCUUUCUUUUCCAUACCUAUACAUGAGAACUCCAGGCAUAUUUUUGCUUUUACCUGGAAGGGCUCGCAAUAUACAUGGAGUCGGCUGCCACAGGGUUAUGUGGAAGUCUGAGUUUAUUUGAGCAAAUUUUGAGCCAAGACACAGACAAUAUAACAUUUAAAAAUAGCAAAUUAAUCAAAUAUGUAGAUGAUCUACUCUUGGCUUCAACAGAUGCAGAAACAUGUCAAGAAGAUAGCAAACACCUUCUUUUGGAAUUGCACAAAAGAGGGCAUAAAAUCUCGAAGGAUAAAGUUCAGUGGUGUCUCCCUAAAGUAGAAUAUUUGGGAUUCAUCCUGACUGCGGAUGCCCGUUAUAUUUCUCCAAAACGAAUUGAGAAUAUUCAAAAUUUAAGCGCUCCUACUACUAAGAAACAGUUGAGAGCAAUUUUAGGAGCAACAGGGUUUUGCAGACAAUGGAUUCCUUGCUAUGGGGAAAUUACUAAACCCCUUAAAGCAUUAACAAAGAAUUCAGUUCCUGAACCCCUCAAAUUAGAGCCUGAACACUUGUCAGCUCUAUCAGAUCUAAAAAAGGCUAUCAUGUCUGCCCCUGCUCUAGGCACCCCAGAUUACAACAAGCCAUUUACUUUGUAUGUGCAUGAGAGAAGAGGAGUAGCUUCUGGUGUGUUAACUCAGACUUUGGGACCUUCUCAGCGCCCAAUUGCUUAUUAUUCUGCUCAACUGGACCCAGUAGCAGCAGGAGCACCACCAUGUCUUAGAGGAGUAGCUGCUACAGCCUUACUAGUAACAAAAACUGUUGAUUUAGUAUUGGGAUGUCCAUUAACAAUAAUGUGCCCACAUGAGGUAGAAGCAUUAUUGAUAAAACAUAGAACACAGGCAUUCUCGGAUCAGAGAAUUACAAGAUAUGAAAUAACCUUAUUAAAUAGUGAAAACAUUACUUUAAAACUUUGUACUACUCUUAACCCUGCCACCUUGCUUCCAGAUUUACCAAAUUCAGGAGAACCAUUACAUAGUUGUGAAACAUUAGUGUCCAUGGCAGAAAAACCUCGAGAUAAUCUCUUGGACACUCCCUUAGACAAUGCAGAUCUGAUUUUAUUUACUGAUGGUUCCUCUUUUAUGAGGGAUGGCAUACGUUACACUGGAGCUGCCUUAGUCUCAGAAUUUGCCACUGAAUGGUCAGCUUCACUACCUUCUAACAUUAGCGCUCAAGGAGCAGAAUUCAUAGCUCUGAAGCAAGCUUGUAUAAUUGCCAAGGAUAAAAAGGCAACAAUUUAUACGGAUUCUAGAUAUGCUUUUGGCAUUUGUCACUCAGUCGGAAUGUUAUGGCUCCAGAGAGGAUUUUUAACCUCAGCUGGAAAAUCUAUAACUAAUGCAGAAAUUAUUAAUGAAGUUCUUUCUGCUCUCCUGAAGCUGCCUGAAGCCCUAGCUGUAGUUCAUUGUUCUGCCCAUACAGGUGGCACUGACCCUGUCUCUAGAGGAAAUGAUUAAGCAGAUGCCGCUGCAAAGCUAGCAGCCAUAGAAGGACCUGAAUUAAUUUUAACAUUAACAACCACUAAUGAUUUAAAUCUACCACUUUCCUAUAAUGAAAAGGAAGUGGAAAAAUGGAAACAAAAAUUUAAAGCAAAACAGAUUAAUGGAGUAUGGGUGUCAUCUGAAGGAAAACCCCGGCUCCCUAGAAGUUUCUAUAACCAAAUUUGCCAAUCUAUUCAUAAAAAUGGCCAUUUUGGCACCGAGGGCAUCGUGGACUCUGUCAAGAGAGUAUGGAUAGCCCCUGGUAUAACUACUAUAGCCUCUAAAGUAUGUUCAGCCUGCUCUACCUGCCAGGCAUAUAACUUACAUUUCGUGGAAAAGCCUUUGGUGGACGUCCUCUGGCUUACACACCUUUUGAACAUCUGCAGAUAGAUUUCAUAACAAUGCCAAAGGCUGGAUGUUAUAAAUUUUGUCUAGUAAUUGUAGAUCAACUAACCAGAUGGCCGGAAGCAUUUCCUGCGACCCGAGCCACGGAGGAUUUUGUUGCAAAGAUACUUUUAAAGGAAAUUAUUCCUCGCUUUGGCCUGCCUGCACGUAUUGAUUCCAAUAGGGGAAGUCAUUUUACUGAUUCUGUCCUAAAUCAGAUAUAUAUUCUUGCUUGGGAAUAACCCCCAAAUUCCAUGUUCCAUAUCAUCCCCAGAGCUCAGGCCAAGUUGAAAGGAUGAAUAAAGAACUUAAAACUAUGAUUGGCAAAUUAUGCACUGAGACCCAUUUAAAAUGGCCUGAAAUUCUCCCUCUGGCCCUAUUAUAUCUUACAAGCAGGCUUAAAGGAGACCUACACAUCUCACCAUUUGAGAUGCUUUUUGGACAUCCACCUAUACAGGCUAAGCCUUUCUCCCUGGCUUAUACUUCGGUAUUAGGGGGAGAUAUUACAUUGCUUUCUAUAUACAGGAGUUACAGCACAAACUACGUGAACUUCAUGAAUCCGGAGCUGCAGUACAAGCUGGACCAUUAGACUUUUCUCUGCAUGACCUGAAUCCAGGAGAUAAAGUUUAUAUUAAGAAUUUCAAGCAAACUGGAGCAACUCAGCCUUCGUGGGAAGGACCAUUCCAAAUAUUGUUAACUACUCCAACAUCUAUAAAGAUUGGAGAAAAGGAUUCUUGGAUUCACUGCUCACAUGUGAAGAAAGCAUCUUCUGCUGAGACUGAUUGACUGUAUCCUAUCAUAUGAAUUGAAGAUAAUAAUCCAUAGACAAAUGGAUGCUGUUUUUUGAGAACACAUUGAAUUGCUGAUUUUUUCCUUAUUUUUAUUAUUGCUUUUCUUUUAUUUUUUCAUUAGAAUAUUUGAUUUUUUCUCAUUUCUUGUACUAAAGUACUUCUUACUUAAGUACUUAAUACAAGUUAAUAUAUAUAUUCUUGCUAUAAUGUCAAUGCAAAAGCUUUAAACUAUGGGAACCUGCCAUUUAUUGAUAAAAUAUUAUAGGACUGUGAUUAAUGUUUGAAUCUGAUUCCAGAAAAUAGGAUAAAAACAAGGAGCACAGACUUAACCUGAAUAGUGCCAAAAAAAGAGCACACAGGAAAUACUAAUGUGAGACUCGAGGUUGCCACACUUGACAUACGUCAAGUCGUAGGACUUCCUUUUAUCUACACUCUUUGUGAAGUACUCAUACAAGUACAAAGUUUGACUAUCAUGCUGGCUCCCUAUAUCCCUGAGAAUGACAAAAAACUCAGACAAGGGAAUGAUGCUUCCCUAUCAAAAUAGAAUUCUAAUUCUUCUCUUCUUAUAUUAUGGCAACUUCCUGUAGUCUUGGCUACAAAUGACUAAGUGAAAUAUUACUGCAUUCGGUCCUACAUACUUGUGGGAUAGAAAUUACUUUAAAUUGGACCUAUACAAGGACGUAUUUUGAAUUUUUUUUCCUUAUGUUUUUGAUUGUUUUUUCCCUUCUUUUGAUAAUUGACUCAUAUACCCCCAUAACUGAACAUUGCAUUCUGAGCUAAACUUGAUGUUUUUUAAUACCUACUUCAGGGGGGAUUGUAUUUUAAUUUAAAAUCUAAGAAUUUUUUAAUUUUUUUGUUUGAGAUUGUAUUUUUAUAAAAAUCCAAGAAUUUUGAAUUUUUGUUUAAGAUUGUACUUUUAUAAAAAUUCAAGAUUUUGAUUUUGUUCGAGAAAAGAUCUUCAAGAAAGAAGCUUGAAACUUUUAUAUCCAGAGAAUGAACUAUUGCAGAAAGAUGCCGGAAAACCUACACUUCAUCAAGAAAAUCAAGAACGAACUUUGGAUAUGAUUGAUUGAACUGAACUUUGAUUGAACAUUUAUUAUAAAUGUACACAUUUUUGCCAAAAGGGACUGCCCCUAAUUUGGCUUUCUGUCAAUGCGCCUAGCAAAACAUUGGUUUUGCUUUCUUUUCUUUUCUAUUUCCUUCCUCACUAUUCUAAUUCCUCUUAGAGAUUUGAAUAUCGUGUAUAUCUAUAGUUAGAAAUGCAUUUAGGAUUACAAAUUGAUUAUGUUAAAUGAUCAAUUGGGAGACUAGUCUCCCAAUGAUCAUCAGGGGGGAUUGUAAAUCUUGAAAUUUCUUAGACUUGUGAAUGUUAAAAAUUUCCACAUUGAGGAAUCCUCCAUUGGAACAAAUUCCCUACUGGAAACAUGUCUCUAACUAUUUUAAAUAUAACAGUUUAUGACAUCAACUAUUUUAAAUGUUACACAUAUCAAGAGAUGUAGGUUUAAAUCCUAGCUCUGUGCCUGCUACAUAUGAUCAUGGGGGAAGUACCUCCUACAAGCUGUUUCUCAGAUAAUACAACAAAAGCAAUUUCUAAUUUUAGGUGGGGAAAGUACUUUGUAAACAACAACAACAACAACAACAAACACUAUAGAAAUGUAUAUUAUUGAUGAGUGACAACAGAUCACAGAGAAUGAAAAUUUGAGGGUUAGGAUAAUCAAUUCAAUCUUCUGGAGAAAGGUUCCUAGACCUGGGUUCUAGUUUGUCCUUACUACUGAUUUGGGCAAGUUGUUGUCCUCAGCCUCAGUUUCUUUAUUUCUACUUCAGUGCUUUUAAACAUCCAUGAUAAGUGGGGCCCAUCUUCCUGCAGAUUACAGACAUUCCAUUCCUUGGUGGAUAGAUUAAAGCAAUGCGGUGGAUAAGAAAAAAAAAAUCACAAUCUAGUUGUCCACUUUCUAGUGCUUGGCUUAGCCAGGAAGAGGCCUGGACAAGAGUCAAACAUGGCCUGUACUUGAAGGUUUUUCAAGAAUGUAGGAGCUGCAUACUAAUGAUCAAUUGGUUGCCACUGUGUUAUUAUAACCUAUAGAAAUGUGCGGUCUACUUCCAUAACCUUUGAGGAGGUAACCUGUCACAGCUGAAAGAACAAUGAACUUGGAGUCAGAGGAUAUGGACUUGGUCCCAGUUCUGACUAAACGAUCCCAGGAAAAUAACAGCUUCUUGGGGGCUUAGUUUCCUCAUGUGAAAAUGGUGGCGGUCAGACUGGAUGACCUCUAAGGUUCCUUCUGGACAUAGACCUGUGACCCUAUGGAGAGCCCAGAUUCAGCUCCAUGUCAUGGAGACAUCACUGUUGGGCUUCAGUGGAGGUUCCUUAUCUGUAAAAUGGGGAUAAUAUCCAGGCUCCAUACCUCAUAGGGGUUCAGAAAAUGGAUAUGAAAUUGCCUUUGAGAAGUCUUAAGCACAUAAAUAUGAGGAAUUAGUAAGUUUGGAGGCUUAUGGUGCUGGGGACAAGAUUUUAAAGAGGGAAGAGGACUCUACUGAGGCUGCCAUCUUUGACAGAGAACACCUGCAUAGGUCAAUGCUUGAAGUAUAAAUGAAGAGGGUAGGAUUAUGAGGUGUGAUAGGAAUAUGAUAAUAAGUACAUAUUAAAAGCUAAUAUUUGCAUAGCACUGAGGUAUGCAAAAUGAUUUAUGUAUAUAAUCUCAUUUAAGCCUCAAUAACUCUAUGAAUUGGUGACACUAUGGUUCCUACUUUACAAAUGAGGAAACUAAAGCCAAGAGAGGGUAAGUGACUUACUCGCAUAAUGCAGCUAGCAAGUGCCUAUGGCAGGAUUAAACUCAGGUUAAGUGACUUGCCCAGGGUCACACAGCUAGGAAGAGAAGCCAGAUUUUAACCCAGGAUCUCCUGUCUCUGGGCCUGGCUCUCAAUCCACUGAGCCACCCAGCUGCCCCCUGUUUUAAGAUCUUUUAAAGCAAUUUUAGGGGGGGAAAUUGUCAACACCUUGAAUCAAGAAAAUUGGAUCUUCUGGAGAAGAUGCCAUAAGGAUGCCUAUAGAAAUCACACACUACAUCAAGAGAUCUAAAGUGAACUUUGGGAUAUAAUGAACUGAAGGGGGUUGAACCUAUCAUUUAUUCUGAAUGUAAACUCUUAUGCCAAAAGGGAGUGCCCCCAAUUGGCUUUUUGUCAAUGCAUCUAUCAUUUUUUCCCUUCUUUUUCUUCUCUUUCUCCCUUAUUCCCCAAAUUGUUGCAAUUCCCUCUAUGCAAGGUGCAAUAUUUUAUACACCUCUAGUUAGAGAAUCUUUAGAUGAAUAGGCUACAUGUGUGCAACAACUCACUGGGGAGACUAACAUGUUAAUUUCCCAGAAGCCCCAAAUGAAGAGAUUUUAACAUGCUGGUUUCCCAAAGAAUCAAAGGGGGAUUAUAUGAAGGGAAUCCUCUCCUAGGAUCACACAUGGGAUGUUGUCUUGCCUGCGUCCUGGCUUUCCUGGAGCUAUGUCACUUAAGUUACGUAACCUAGGCUACAUGACUGAAUUUGAACCAGAUGUGGAAGGAGAGGUUAAAAAGAUUAGAAGGAAGAAGUGCAUAUAAAUAUAAGAAUAAAAUAAGUAUAAGGGAGAAGUGCCAAAAAUAUAUAUAUAUAUAUAUAUGUCUCUCUGUCUCUAGAGAUUGGCUUAGGGGAAUGGCUGCUAUGGUCAGGCUGAGACUAUCCACAUGGUAGUUAGAUUAGACUUUUUUCUACCUAUUUCAAAUCCUUUACCAAUCCAAGUGAUUCUAACAAACUUUAUAAAAUUCCAAGGACCAGAGUCCUAAUUUUAAUUCUUACAUUAAUCCAUACCAUCCCCAUAUAGACCUAAGGCUCUUUGAAAACAGGGAUCAUAGGAUCAGAGUUAAGGCUAUAAAGAAUAUCUUAUCUAAAUUGCAAAAACUACUCUCAGGAUGAAAAUAUCAUUCUCUGUACUAUAAGUGAUAAAUAAACAUUUUUCUGUUGUAGAGAUGGAUGAGAAUAGAAAAGUGGGAGAAACUAAAACAUUUUUUAAAAACAAAGAAAAUAAGACCAUAACAAGACCAAAUAAGGGGGCAAGCUAUAAAGCCUCUUCAUCACCCAACAAAAUAUAAUCUAAACACCAAGCAAUUUUUAAAAUUGCUUACACUGUCCUUGGACCAGGGGUUUCGUGGACGGAUGGC
This is a messenger RNA of Monodelphis domestica (gray short-tailed opossum), 13206 nucleotides long. The record is from RefSeq and is a predicted model, not a curated record. Lineage: Eukaryota; Metazoa; Chordata; Mammalia; Didelphimorphia; Didelphidae.